This is a messenger RNA of Brassica napus (rape), 1775 nucleotides long. RefSeq names its product extensin-2-like. The transcript has a single exon. Bases 74 to 1621 code for a protein of 515 amino acids. NCBI's taxonomy places the organism in Eukaryota, Viridiplantae, Streptophyta, Magnoliopsida, Brassicales, Brassicaceae. The record is from RefSeq and is a predicted model, not a curated record. Gene Ontology annotation, molecular function: structural constituent of cell wall. Gene Ontology annotation, biological process: plant-type cell wall organization.
AUAUAUCAAUGGACUUCACGUUGAACUAUAUCAUAACAAAGAAGAGAAACUAAAAAGAGCAGCUACGGGUAGAAUGAGAUCCCCAAAAAUUAUGGGAUUAGGGCAUUGCAUGGUUUAUGUUGUGGUCUUUAGCGCCAUCGUAGCUGCAGCUUACCCUUAUGAAUCUCCCCCAACAACACAGAAAUAUCCCCCAGUCCAUAAAACCAAAUCACCAUAUCAACCCAAAAAGAAUUCCCCAUAUUACUCGGCACCACCAUCUCCUCCACCACAAUAUAGAAGACAAGGCCCUAAAUAUACACCACAUCCAAAACCAUAUAUCUACAGUUCCCCACCACCUCCGUCGUACUACUCUCCUUCCCCGAAGGUCGAAUACAAAUCUCCACCACCGCCUUACAUCUACAGCUCUCUACCACCGCCACCAUACUACUCUCCUUCCCCGGAGGUAGACUACAAGUCUCCACCACCACCCCCACCAUACUACUCUCCUUCUCCGAAGGUAGAGUACAAGUCUCCACCACCUCCAUACGUUUACAACUCCCCACCACCUCCACCAUACUACUCUCCUUCACCAAAAGUAGAGUACAAAUCUCCACCACCUCCAUACGUCUACAGCUCCCCACCACUUCCACCAUACUACUCUCCUUCCCCAAAAGUUGACUACAAGUCUCCACCACCACCAUACGUCUACAGCUCUCCACCACCUCCACCAUACUACUCUCCUUCCCCGAAGGUAGACUACAAGUCUCCACCACCGCCAUACGUAUACAGCUCUCUACCACCGCCACCAUACUACUCUCCUUCCCCGGAGGUAGACUACAAGUCUCCACCACCACCCCCACCAUACUACUCUCCUUCUCCUAAGGUCGAAUACAAUUCUCCACCACCACCAUACGUGUACAGCUCCCCACCACCUCCGCCAUACUACUCUCCUUCUCCGAAGGUAGAGUACAAGUCUCCACCACCUCCAUACGUCUACAACUCCCCACCACCUCCACCAUACUACUUUCCUUCCCCAAAAGUUGACUACAAGUCUCCACCGCCACCAUACGUCUACAGCUCACCACCACCACCACCAUACUACUCUCCUUCCCCGAAGGUAUACUACAAGUCUCCGCCACCGCCAUACGUAUACAGCUCCCCACCACCUCCACCAUACUACUCUCCUUCGCCAAAGAUGGUCUACAAGUCUCCACCACCGCCAUACGUCUACAGCUCCCCACCACCUCCACCAUACUAUUCUCCUUCCCCGAAGGUAAACUACAAAUAUCCACCACCACCAUACGUCUACAGCUCCCCACCACCUCCACCAUACUAUUCUCCUUCCCCGAAGGUAAACUACAAGUCUCCACCACCGCCAUACGUCUACAGCUCACCACCUCCUCCACAAUUCUACUCUCCUUCCCCGAAGGCCGAAUACAAGUCUCCACCUCCGCCAUACGUGUACAGCUCCCCACCACCUCCACCAUACUAUUCUCCGUCGCCAAAGGUUGACUACAAGUCUCCACCACCGCCAUAUGUCUACAGCUCCCCACCACCUCCACCAUACUACUCGCCUUCCCCAAAAGUUUACUACAAGUCUCCACCACCUCCACCAUAUGUCUACAAAAUGCCCUACUACUAAUUUUUAAAUUGUUUCUUUAACAAGCAACAUGAUUCAUUUCUAUUGUUUUUUUGAUGAAAUUGUCUUUUGAUUUUCUGUUGUUGUGGUUGCUUCCUCUAUUUUAUGGUUUUAUUAUACCAAUAAAAUUUGGCUACUUUUUGGAUGCACCUAUUUA